AUGGCGGCUACUGCGACUAUGACGCCAACAACGUCAACAAAUACCUACAGCAGUAUUGUUGUCACCAGCUUUCCAUCCAACCCGCUUACUACCCAAUUCGUUGCGCCGACGUCUUGUGGCGAGAUCUACAAUGGCAACAUCUACAUGCUCGAUCCCCAAGAAAACUGUCUUCCCUCGAGUCAUCGGAAAGAAGAAACGGCCUAUUUUUCGCCAGGAUAUGUAUGUCCUAAAGGUUACAUGACAGCCAAAAUCGACAACAAGGGCGUCCGCAGCAUCACCACCGUCACUUGCUGCCCUUACCGCAGCGACAUCAUCCUCUCGGCUGUCGACCCUGCUACCCUCUCUGGCCAAUGGAUUGGUCUAUUUUGUACUUGGAUCGCCCCAGAGGCCACCCGAAUCGACAUCGUCCACACUGCAGAUACUCGCACAUGGACUCAACAGGAGUAUGUGACGUCUCCAGGCGGCGUCAAUGCAUAUGGCGUCCGCAUGGUCUACCAGUCAAGCGACCUAUCUUCAUCAGCGACAUCUUCAAUGGCCUCGGUAUCCGCUACGAGCACGGGUAACGUCACUGUAGUUGGACCAACAUCCGAGCGAGGGCUAUCAAGCGGAGCAUCAAUAGCCAUUGCGGCCGUCGUGCCGGUCGUCGUGCUUGGCUUAGUGGCUGGCGGUCUAUUCUGGUGGUGGAGGAAACGGCAGGCGUUGAAAUACAACCGCGUGAAUGACGCCAAUAUGGCCCAAAACCAGGGUCCGCCUGGCAUGCCCCCGGCACAGCGGAUGCACCAGCCUGGCCCGGUCCACGAGGCGUCCACGACGCAGCAGUACCAGGAUCCGCACGUAUACCAACAACAGCAUCAUCACCCGCCGGUGCAGACGAUGCAGUCAAUGCAAUCCCUGCCCUCGACCUAUCCGUCAUCUACAACGGCAUCAUCUGUCCAGCAGUCGUCUCCCAGCGUGCCAUACUCUCAACAAUACGGUCACAACGGAGUGUACACAAGCUAUGCCGGGUAUAAGCCGCCUAGUGUGUUGGAGGAGUCCCCUACGGCACCGUCUGGGCAGACAUUCACUUCAGAGCUGCCUGCAGCUGUCCCAAGGGAGCUGCCUGAAGACCGUCCGGGCAUGACAGCGUCAGGAGUGCAUAUUGACCACCAAAAAGCCAUGGGUAUGGGGCCUCUUAGAUGA
Colletotrichum truncatum is the source of this 1179-nucleotide messenger RNA. RefSeq names its product transmembrane alpha-helix domain-containing protein. The record is from RefSeq and is a predicted model, not a curated record. Lineage: Eukaryota; Fungi; Ascomycota; Sordariomycetes; Glomerellales; Glomerellaceae.